AUGAUCAUUUCAAUUAAAGAAAUGGGGGGAAACAUGAGCAAGAAGACCCCUGAAACAUCAUCGGGAAUUAACCUCAAUACUGAUAUGGCAACUGAACUGAGGUCAUAUGAGGCUGCCUGCAAACUUGACUCUGAUUUGCAGUCCUUUGAUACCACAGUUCAAGCUCGGGCGAACCAAGUCAUCAAUACUCUUGCAGUUGGUGUUGAGGUUAGGUCCCUUUCGUUUGAGUCUCUCAAACAAGUCACAGAGUGCCUUCUCGAGAUGAAUCAGGAAGUUGUCAAGGUGAUCUUAGACUGUAAGAAAGAUAUAUGGAAGAACCAAGAACUGUUUGAGCUUGUUGAGGAGUACUUUGAUAAUAGCUUGCAGACUCUAGAUUUCUGUACUGCAUUGGAGAAGUGCCUGAAACGAGCUAGGGAUAGCCAAUUGCUCAUUCUUGUGGCCCUUCAACAGUUCGAAGAGGAAACCGGGUUGGGAGAGAAGCGCUACACGAGGACAUUACAGGAACUGAAGAAUUUCAAGGCUGCUGGUGAUCCUUUCACUGAAGAAUUCUUCCAAAUGUAUCAAUCUGUUUACAAUCAGCAGAUACUCAUGCUUGAGAAGUUGCGAGUAAGACAAAGCAAGCUUGAUAAGAAAGUAAAACAAAUCCAUACCUGGAGGAAGGUCUCAAGUAUGAUAUUUGUAGUCACAGUUGCGGCUGUGUUGAUAUGCUCAGUUGUGGUUGCAGCAAUUGCUUCUCCACAUGUGGCAGCUGCUCUAGCUGCUGUUACUGCAGUCCCAAUUGGUUCAAUGGGAAAGUGGAUUGACUCCUUGUUGAAGAACUAUGAAACUGCUAUGAGAGGACGUAAGGAAGUCAUUAUCUCCAUGCAAGUUGGCACCUAUGUUGCUAUAAAGGACUUGGACAACAUUCGGGUCCUCAUUGAUAGGUUGGAAAUAGAGAUUGAGUCUCUACUGCAGAAUGUGGAAUUUGCCAUUGAGGAUGAAGCUGUGAAGGUUGCAAUAGAGGAGAUCAAGAAGAAGUUGGCAGUUUUUAUGAAGAAUGUUGAAGAUUUAGGAGUGCAAGCUGAUACUUGUAGCCGAGAUAUUAUAAGGGCUAGGACUGUUGUUCUACAAAAAAUCAUAAAGCUUCCUCACAGCUGA
Messenger RNA from Sphenostylis stenocarpa, 1137 nucleotides. Lineage: Eukaryota; Viridiplantae; Streptophyta; Magnoliopsida; Fabales; Fabaceae. The record is from the annotation of a GenBank genome assembly.